This is a messenger RNA of Dipodomys spectabilis (banner-tailed kangaroo rat), 9312 nucleotides long. It is a transcript of the gene Mtcl2, whose product is annotated as suppressor of glucose, autophagy associated 1. The record is from RefSeq and is a predicted model, not a curated record. The transcript is spliced from 15 exons. Bases 1 to 5007 code for a protein of 1668 amino acids. Lineage: Eukaryota; Metazoa; Chordata; Mammalia; Rodentia; Heteromyidae. Gene Ontology annotation, biological process: insulin receptor signaling pathway; regulation of autophagy.
AUGGAGGCGCCGGCGGGCGAACCCCCGGCGGGGGGCUGCCGCCCUCCGCCCGCACCCACCCCGGAGAGGAAGAAGAGCCACCGCGCGCCGUCGCCAGCCCGGCCCAAGGACGUGGCCGGCUGGUCGCUGGCCAAGGGCCGUCGCGGCCCAGGCCCGGGCGCCGCGGCCGCCUGUAGCGUCGCGUCCUCGGCGCGGCCGGACAAGAAGGGGCGCGCGGUGGCGCCCGGGACGCGAGGCGCCGGGGCGCGGGUGGCCGGGGUGCGCACGGGCGUCCGCGCCAAGGGGCGCCCUCGCCCGGGCGCGGGGCCGCGUCCGCCGCCGCCGCCGCCCAGCCUCACCGACAGCAGCUCCGAGGUGUCGGACUGCGCGUCGGAGGAGGCGCGCCUGCUGGGCCUGGAGCUGGCGCUGAGCAGCGACGCCGAGUCGGCGGCUGGGGCCCCGGCGGGGACUCGCGCCGGGCAGCCGCCCCAGCCCGCGCCGUCGGCGCAGCAGCCUCCGCGGCCGCCCGCCUCCCCGGAUGAGCCGUCGGUGGCCGCGUCGUCGUUGGGCAGCAGCCGCCUGCCGCUCAGUGCCUCGCUCGCCUUCUCCGACCUCACCGAGGAGAUGCUGGACUGCGGGCCCGGCGGCUUCGUGCGCGAGCUGGAAGAGCUGCGCUCCGAGAACGACUAUCUCAAGGAUGAGAUUGAGGAGCUGCGGGCGGAGAUGCUGGAGAUGCGGGACGUCUACAUGGAGGAGGAUGUGUACCAGCUGCAGGAGCUGCGGCAGCAGUUGGACCAGGCCAGCAAGACCUGCCGCAUCCUGCAGUACCGGCUUCGCAAAGCUGAGCGCCGCAGCCUCCGUGCUGCCCAGACUGGCCAGGUGGAUGGUGAACUCAUCCGAGGGCUGGAGCAGGAUGUCAAGGUCUCUAAGGACAUCUCCAUGCGUCUGCACAAGGAGCUUGAGGUGGUGGAGAAGAAGCGGGCACGGCUGGAAGAGGAGAAUGAGGAUCUGCGGCAGCGACUCAUUGAAACGGAGUUGGCCAAGCAGGUGCUGCAGACGGAGCUGGAGCGGCCCAGAGAGCAUUCCUUGAAGAAAAGAGGAACCCGUUCUCUGGGAAAGACAGACAAGAAGCCUUCAGCACAGGAGGACAGUGCGGAUCUGAAGUGCCAGCUGCAUUUCGCCAAGGAAGAGUCGGCCCUCAUGUGCAAGAAGCUCACCAAGCUGGCCAAGGAAAACGACAGCAUGAAGGAAGACCUGCUCAAGUACCGCUCGCUCUACGGGGACCUGGACGCCGCCCUGUCGGCCGAGGAGCUAGCGGACGCCCCGCACUCGCGGGAGACGGAACUGAAGGUGCAUCUGAAGCUGGUGGAAGAGGAAGCCAACCUGCUGAGCCGCCGCAUCGUGGAGCUGGAGGUGGAGAACCGGGGCCUGCGCGCUGAGAUGGACGACCUGCGGGACCACGGCGUGGGCUGCCCGGGCGGCUGCCCUGGGGGGCCCGAGGCGCGGUUGGCCCUGGCAGCGGCGCUGGGCGCAGGCGAGUGCAGCGAGAGCCUGGCGGAGCUGCGGCGGCACCUGCAGUUCGUGGAGGAGGAGGCCGAGCUGCUGCGGCGCUCGUCGGCCGAGCUGGAGGACCAGAACAAGCUGCUGCUGAGCGAACUGGCCAAGUACCGCGCCGAGCACGAGGCCGACGCGCCCGCGCCGUCGUCGGAGGACGGCAGCGGCCCGGCGCUCGGCGAGCCCUCGCGGGAGGAGCUGGCGGCCGCCAAGCUGCAGAUCGGGGAGCUGAGCGGCAAGGUCAAGAAGCUGCAGUACGAGAACCGCGUGCUGCUCUCCAACCUGCAGCGCUGCGACCUGGCCUCCAGCCAGAGCGCGCGCCCCGCGCUGGAGACGGACGCGGAGGCCGGGGACUCGGCGCAGUGCGUGCCCGCCCCGCCGGGCGAGGCGCCCUCCGCCGCCAGCGCCGCCAGCGCCGGCACCGCCGCCGCCCGGCUCGGCAGAGCUCGCGAGGCCGAGGCCCUGCCCGGGCUGCGGGAGCAGGCCCUCCUGGUCAGCAAGGCCAUCGACGUCCUGGUGGCCGACGCCAAUGGCUUCUCGGCGGGCCUGCGGCUGUGCCUGGACAACGAGCGCACCGACUUCCGGCUGCACGAGGCCCCCGACAACAGCGAGGGCCCCCGGGACGCCAAGCUGGUCCACGCCAUCCUGGUGCGGCUGAGCGUGUUGCAGCAGGAGCUCAACGCCUUCGCCAGGAAGGCCGACUCCGCCCUCGGGGUCCCCGGCAAGGAGCAGCCUGAGCCCUUCUUGGGGCCCCAGGGGUCUUGCAAGGAGAUUAUCCUGGCCAAAGACCUUGGCUCCGACUUCCAGUCGCCGGACUUCAGGGACCUGCCAGAAUGGGAACCCAGGAUGCGGGAGGCCUUCCGCAUCAGUGACUUGGAUUCAAAGCCUGAUCCCAGUCGGAGCUUCCGGUCUUACCGAGCUGAAGAUAAUGAUUCCUAUGCCUCUGAGAUCAAGGAGCUGCAGCUGGUGCUGGCCGAGGCCCACGACAGUCUCCGUGGCCUGCAAGAGCAGCUCUCCCAGGAGCGGCAGCUUCGGAAGGAAGAAGCCGACAACUUCAACCAGAAACUGGUCCAGAUGAAGGAGGAUCAGCAGAGGGCGCUGCUGAGGCGAGAGUUUGAGCUGCAGAGCCUGAGCCUGCAACGGAGGCUAGAACAGAAGUUCUGGAGCCAGGAGAAGAACAUGCUGGUGCAGGAGUCCCAGCAAUUCAAGCAUAACUUCCUACUGCUCUUCAUGAAGCUCAGAUGGUUCCUGAAGCGCUGGCGGCAGGGCAAGGGCUUGCCCAGCGAGGGGGAUGACUUCCUGGAGGUAAACAGCAUGAAGGAGCUGUACCUGCUGAUGGAGGAAGAGGAGAUAAAUGCCCAGCAGCCAGAUAACAAGGCAUGCACAGGAGACAGCUGGACCCAGAACACACCCAGUGAGGACAUCAAGACCCUGGCAGACAUGAAGGUAACACUGAAGGAGCUGUGCUGGCUGCUCCGGGACGAGCGCCGUGGGCUGACAGAGCUUCAGCAGCAGUUUGCCAAGGCCAAGGCCACCUGGGAGACAGAGAGGGCCGAGCUCAAGGGCCAUGCUGCUCAGAUGGAGCUGAAGACUGGGAAGGGGGCCGGAGAGCGGGCUGGGCCUGACUGGAAGGCAGCCCUGCAGAGGGAGCGUGAGGAGCAGCAGCAUCUCCUGGCUGAGUCCUACAGCGCAGUCAUGGAGCUGACCCGACAGCUGCAGAUCAGUGAGCGCAACUGGAGCCAAGAGAAGCUGCAGCUGGUGGAGCGGCUGCAGGGUGAGAAGCAGCAAGUGGAACAGCAGGUGAAGGAGCUGCAGAACCGCCUGAGUCAGCUGCAAAAGGCUGCUGAGCCCUGGCUUCUGAAGCAUGCAGACCUGGAGAAGCAGGACAACAGCUGGAAAGAGACACGCAGUGAGAAGAUCCAUGACAAGGAAGCUGCUUCUGAAGCUGAGCUUGGGGGAACUGGCUUAAAGAGGACCAAGUCUGUUUCCUCCAUGUCUGAAUUUGAAAGUUUGCUCGACUGUUCCCCCUACCUUGCUGGUGGAGAUGCCCGGGGCAAAAAGCUACCCAACAGCUCUGCCUUUACCUUUGUGAGUACCGAGCCAGUAGAUGCAGAGAAAGAAGCCAAGGAAAAUCCUGGGCUCUUGCCACGGGACUGCAGCCGCCUGGGAUCCCUGGCCUGCCAGGAUCCUGCGGGGAGGCAGAUGCAACGCAGCUACACGGCUCCAGACAAGACGGGCAUCCGGGUCUACUACAGCCCCCCAGUGGCUCGGCGCCUGGGUGUCCCUGUGGUCCAUGACAAGGAAGGCAAGAUCCUCAUUGAGCCUGGCUUCCUCUUUACCACAGCCAAGCCCAAAGACUCAGCUGAUGCUGAUGGGCUAGCCGAGAGCUCAUAUGGACGAUGGUUGUGCAACUUCUCCCGACAGCGCCUGGAUGGGGGGCCCGGGGGCAGCCCCUCAGCAGCCGGGCCUGCUUUCCCAGCUGCCCUGCAUGACUUUGAAAUGUCAGGCAACAUGAGUGAUGACAUGAAGGAGAUCACUAACUGUGUGCGGCAGGCCAUGCGCUCGGGCUCACUGGAGAGGAAAGUGAAGAGUACAUCCAGCCAGACAGUAGGCCUGGACAGUGUGGGCACGCAGACCAUCCGCACGGUCAGCGUGGGCCUGCAGACUGACCCGCCCCGCAGCAGCCUCCAUAGCAAGAGCUGGUCACCCCGCAGCUCCUCACUCAUGUCUGUGCGCAGCAAGCAGAUCUCCUCUUCUCUGGACAAGGUGCAUCCACGCAUUGAGCGGCCAUGCUGCUCACCUAAGUAUGGCUCACCAAAGCUGCAGAGGAGGUCUGUGUCUAAACUGGACAGCACCAAGGACCGCAGCCUGUGGAACCUGCACCAGGGCAAGCAGAAUGGCUCGGCCUGGGCCCGUUCCACCACCACUCGGGACAGCCCAGUGCUGAGGAACAUUAACGAUGGACUGUCUAGCCUCUUCAGUGUGGUGGAGCACUCGGGGAGCACUGAAUCUGUUUGGAAACUGGGCAUGACUGAGGCCCGGGCCAAGCCCGAGCCUCCCAAGUAUGGCAUUGUGCAAGAGUUCUUCCGGAAUGUGUGCGGCCGUGCACCAAGCCCCACAUCGGUAGCAGGAGAGGAGAGCUCCAAGAAACCUGAACCUCUCUCCCCUGCCAGCUACCAUCAGCCAGAGGGCAUGGCCAGGAUCUUGAACAAGAAGGCAGCCAAAUCUGGCAAUGAGGAUGCCAGAACCACCAACCCAUCCCAGAUGGGCAAGGAUGGUGUCCCCCGUGAUGGAGAUGGAGUCUCAAUCCUUCCUAAUGAGGACACUGUUUGUGACUGUAGUGCCCAGUCUCUCACCUCCUGCUUUGUCCGGCCAUCCCGCUCUGCCAUCCGCCACUCUCCUUCCAAGUGCAGGCUGCACCCAUCCGAGUCUGGCUGGGGUGUGGAGGAGAGGGCAGUCGCCCCCAGCGAGUGACAGAGCAACUGAGCUUCCCACCUCGAGCAGCCUGGUCCCUGGAGAUUCAGGGAGGGGUUGCCCCCUUAGCCUUGCUGUGCCUGGAGGACAGCAGCUACCCCGUUGCCAGAGAACAUUCAAGGUAAAGCAGGGUCUCCAGUGACCACUGGGUGGUGACUCUGCCUUCCCAGUGGAUGCCAGUGAACAGGAAAAAGAACAAGCCUGUGGCCAAGACGGAGCCUCAGAAGCCCGGCCAGAAUACUCCAGCGAGGAUGGCUCCUUGUCUGGCCCCACCCACACCCACUUGUAAGAUCCUAGAAUGGGAGGUACUUCUGGCUUUGCCUCAGGAUAGAGGCACAGAGAUGUUCCCUGCCCACCACUCACCCCUUCUCUGGGAGGGAGAUAUGGCUGAAAAGAGCAGGUCCAGCUUGAGGCUCCUGCUGGGCCAGGCAUUGUCACCUCUCCCACCUGCUGCUUGGGUUGCUGGCAUUUAGGGGGUAUGAUAGGGUAGUACCCAGGGUCAAGUAGACUUGGCAUCCUGGAGCCCUGGAUCUCCCUGGUCUUAUCUAUAUGCAGCAAGAACUGGGAGGAAGUGAAGACUGCCUCUCUGCCAGUGUGACUUUUGGGGUAUCCAGCCUUUCCAGGAGAUCCAUGAGGAGAGAAAUAAGUACAGCCCGUCUCAAGACCUGGUAUCCAGGAAAACACUUCCAUGCUAUACCCUGUUCUCUGGGGCCUCUCUCUGGCACCCAGGUGGGGUACUACAUCUUCGCUGCAUUUGUAUCCUGCAGCUGGUGGAGGGCAGAGAUCCUUCCUCCCAGAGACUCCCACGUAGUCAGCUCAAGCCAGGGAAAUACAUUUCUUGCCUAGAUCAUUUAUUUGAUUUUUUUGUAUUCUUUAAGUAUUUAAGGUGGGUUUUUUAUUUUUAAUAAUUUAAUUUUCCCCAAAGCCCCUAAGGUAAUUUAUUGGAGGUUAAGACAUGUAUUCAUGCCCCCUUGGGACAAUGUGGGGUUCAUCACACCACAGAUAGGCAUGAGGGUCCCCUGUAAUGACGAAGCAGCUCAGGCCAAGCUCUGAACUCUUCAAGAGGGCCCCUCACCAGAGUGGGAACCCUGCAGUUUACUGCCCCAACGCCACAGACCCUUGAGCCUCUGAGCACUGCCUUUUCCUUCAUACCCGGUACCUCUCUGGCCCCUGAGGCCAGUGUGUAAAUGCUCCAGACAGGGUGGUGAGCCAGACUGACGUGACCGCUCCCCAGAGUCUUUCCCUUCUCCCCAAACUUUUUCUUUUUUAAUGAGUCAAACAUGGAGGACUAUGGCUCUUGUCAAGAGUACAAAGACCCCUCCAAGUCCCCCAAGUGACGACUUGCAGGAAAACAGGAUGAACUUUGAGAAUGUUGUUUAUUGCUGCUUUGCACACGGAUCUGAGAGUGUCUACCAGCCUGCCUGCCAGCCUUUCACCAGCCUGUCUCCUUAGCCUUAUGCCUCUCUCGGCUCUGCUCCUGGCCCAGCUCCACUGCCUGCCCUUCCUUCGUCCAUGGGAGCCACCCAUCCCAUCCGAGAGACUGCAGCAUGGCUCACUUCAGUCCAGUGAGGAAGGCCUUGUAACCUUUCCACUGGUGAACCCAUCUCAGUUAUACACACACAUCUCCUCUCCUCUUCCCCCUCCCACCACAUGUGCAGCUCUCCUGUCACUGGCUUAUGUAUAGAACUCCCCAUCAGAAAGGCCAGGAGCCAACAACAUUGCUGGUUUGUUCCCAGGACUCAGAUGGCCCUGCAUUCCCCCUUGUCACCUCUCACCCACCCUUUCAGGGUCAUCUGGAACAGUUACACAAAACCCUUUGUCCCAGUUCCCUACAGGCAGCACAUCAGGGUCAUGUCAGUCCCAUCAGCUGCUUCCUUGUGCCCUAGUGACUUGUGUGGGAAGAGCCACAGGCCAUUGGAGCCUUGGGCCAGUUCCACUGCUCUUACCCAAGAGGUCAGGGGCCCCUCGAAGAUUAACUGCAGGAGAGGGGAUUCAUACCAGGCCACUAGCCACCAGAGGCCUUUUGCCACCUCCUGGAGCUGCAGAGGGCCAGGGGGGCUGUGCUCUCAGCCUUGGGGAGUAAUCCCCAUGAGACCUCAGGGCCUUCGGGCCUCUCAGCCUUACCAUCGUCUUCAUCCGAGAUUGUCAUGCGUCAUUGUCGCUGUCUCGGCACCGGGCCUCAGUGGUCCCCGGUGGGGGUGUUGGAGACCCCAGGUCUUGGUUUUCAGUGGAGUCCCUGUUUCUAUUUCUUGUAUCCACUAUACAAGGCCACUGUCACCAUUCCUACAGAAGCCCCUGGAUGCGGGGCUGGAUGGGGUUAACAAUGUUACAUGUAAAUAUUGAUUCCGUUUAAGUUUUAGGUUUUACUUGGUAACUGGUUGUGUUUUCUUUUUGGGGGUGGGAGGGUUGGUUUGUAAAAACUCUCUAUUCUUUUGGAAUGUAAUUUCUAAGUUCGUUUAUUUCUUCAAAUGCCUUUGAUGUCUUGGUAACAUUCCCAAAGCAGAAAACUGCCUGCCCCAGAAUGUGGAGUCCCCAUCCCACACCUGGAGGCUGAGGUCCCAGGAAGAAUGCUGCCCUUGCUCCCUCUCUUCUCCCCUUCCUUGUUACUCGUAGCUCUUCUCCUCUUUCUUCCUCCUUUUUAACCAAAGUCCCAAGGAACCCUGCAUCCCUAUCCCCUACAGAUUACCUGGUGGUUGAGCUUAAACUGGGUGACUUUACAUUCCUUAUAUUUGAUUCCUCAGAACCAAAUUAGAAUCUCCUGGGGGUGAUGAUAACUAGUUUUGAAUGAAAAUGAGACUACUUGGUUUCAAAGUGGCUCCACUGCCUGAAUGCACAAGGCAUCAGCAUCCAGUUCGCUGCCCUCUGUCAGCCUUUCUUCUAGUCCUUUCUGCAGUGCAGGCUGACCUCUAAGAGGUCCUACUCAAAAUGGGCCACAUCCUUUGGCCUCUCCAGGGUGCUCAUCUACCAGGCAGCCUCCAGGCAACAAAGUUGAGGGCACCAAACACUUGACCCUCUUCCAUGUACCUACUAUUCACAGCUAUAUCCCCCAGCCUUUUUUCCUCGUCUCAGCAACAUUCAGGCUUUUAUUCCUUCUUCUUACCCUCCCAGAAUAUUCCUACCAAGUCUCCCACUGAUUGCUUGUUAAUAAUAAUAAUAGUGCUGUGUACAUCCAUAUCCCUUCCAGAGCACUUCACUGUUUAGAACACACACACACACACAUACACACACACACAAACACACGUACGCGUACACAUGUACACGUACGCACGCACACAGGCACACAGAGAAUCUCUCAAGCCUUAACAGGACAGGGACUGAGGCAUUUACUUUUCAGAUGAGGAAACUGAGGCUCUUAUCUUGUCCCAGUUAUCAAGUUUAGAUGAACACUUGGAUCUUGGAUUCUCCCCACCCUAUUCUAUCCUGCUUGCUGUGAAAUCCCACUGUAUCCUAGAGUAUUGGACUCCCCUCCCCAGAGUGUGCCACUAUCAAGAUAAGCCACUGAAAUUGCUUACCUUUGUAUUCCAGAGGGUGGGCCGGGGAUGCCUGCAUUAGAUUCUGGGUAGGGCUUGGUUAAAUGUAGAUUCCUUGGCCUGAAUAGCCCUCUGGACCUAGGGUGUGAGCGUUUAGGAAGCACUCUGGGGCACCCUAAGCAACACAGCACUACGGACAGCAUCUUGUUCACAGCACUGACGUUUAGGCCAUUGUUCUUUCAACCAAUCAUCACAAUGCUUUGUUUUUAAAGAGAGACCUGAGCACUAUGCUAGGAACUAGGAAAACUCUCCUUGUGUGUGAUUACUCUGGAGAUUUGAAAAAAGCAAAAGCAUAGAGACAAUAGUCUUAGUCUUAUGCUAUUAAUAAGAUAACAAAAGUAGAAAGCCAAAAAGCAAGAUGGCUUGUUUUCCAAAUCUGCCUAAGGUAAUUUGAUAGUCAUGUAAUUAAAUUUCACUCUUGAGUUGCCUAGUAGCACAAUGAAAGGAGUAAUACAUCAGGAUUUUAUCACUUUCAGUCCUGGAAAGCAAGCAUGUCUUCCCUGGGAAAGAGAUCUCCUGCUUCUAACUUAUAACAUAUGUCCUUUCUUCAAAGGCUAGGGAGCCCAGUGAUGUUUUAACAAGUCAACUAUCAUGUAAAGCUGUUUUUCAAGUGACUGUUAACAAAAACAAACUGCUAUCAACUUGAAUGACCUUGGCCAAACCUUGUGGCUCGUCUGUGCCUCAGUUUCCUCAUGUAUAAAUGAGGACAGUAUCCUACCUCAUGUGGCUGUGGUGAGACCCAAACCCAAUCUCAUACCUGCAUAAGAUUAGAGAA